GUGUGGUGACUGAACGCAUCAAAGUGAGUACCAAGACAAGUGCUACAACAAAUAUCAUUUGGUUAAUAUUGCUCAAUGGAUAAUACUCAUUAAAAGUUUGAUUCCGUCAUGAACAAGGACACACCAACAAAAGAUGCCUCAAUUUCGGAAUUCUCCAAAGACGAACCCAAGCGUUCUCAUUGGACGGGGAAGUUAGACUUCCUCUUGGCAUGUAUAGGAUACGCUGUGGGACUUGGAAAUGUCUGGCGAUUCCCUUAUCUGUGUUACAAAAACGGUGGAGGAGCCUUUCUGAUUCCUUAUUUUAUUAUGCUGGUCUGUGGAGCUCUCCCAGUCAUGUUACUGGAGAUUGGUCUCGGUCAGUACAUGUCACGUGGGGGACUGAAGUCAUGGGUCAUCUGUCCACUAUUUCAAGGAAUAGGAAUAGCAACCCUUCUGAUCAACUUUUUAUGCAACACCUAUUACAUCGUGAUUAUGGCGUGGGGGCUGUACUAUCUUUAUAGUAGUAUGAGCUCGAUUCUACCAUGGAGUCACUGUCAGAAUGAAUGGAACACCAACAAAUGCGCCUCAACAGAUGAAGAACUACUCACUCGGCUUUGCCCAUCUGGUGGUAAAUCCAACGUGUCGGAACGAAUAGAAGAAAGUUUAAUAUACACGAACGCAUCACUUUACACUGUCCAUCAAAACGUAUCUAUUGCAAACUGCUCCCUAGGAAAUAUACACCCAGUGGAUCCUGUGGUAGAGUUCUGGGAGAAACAUGUGAUUCAGAUUUCUGGGUCUAUAGAAGAUGGAGGUGGCCUGGUUCCUCACUUAACGAUCUGUCUUUUACUGAUGUGGAUAAUUGUUUAUUUCUGUGUUUGGAGAGGCGUAAAAUGGAGUGGAAAGGUUGUUUACUUCACAGCCACGUUUCCGUACAUAAUCCUGAUUAUUUUACUGAUACGCGGAUCCACCCUUCCAGGAGCGGGAAAAGGAAUCGAGUAUUUUCUGAAGCCGGAUUUUACUCGACUUAAGGACGCCCAGGUGUGGGUGGAUGGAGGAACACAGGUUUUCUUUUCCGCUGCGAUUGCCCUUGGAGCCAUGAUAAGUCUCGGGAGUUAUAACACUUUCAAUACCGAUUUCUAUAAGCGCACUCUAAUCGUGGCAUCCGUCAACUUUGGAACUAGUUUUCUGAGCGGAUUUGUGGUGUUUUCUGUUCUUGGGUUUAUGUCUCAUCAGCAGAAUGUUCAUAUUGAUCAAGUCGCUGAGUCAGGUCCAGGUUUAGUAUUUAUGGUGUAUCCUAGGGCGGUUUCCGAGAUGCCUCUACCUCAUCUUUGGUCCAUUCUGUUCUUUUUCAUGUUAUUUCUAAUCGGAAUCGAUAGUCAGUUUGUCACGGUGGAAUCAUUUUUGGCCCACGUAAGUGACAUGUUCCCUCGUGUUUUAUACAAAACAAAGGGUAGAAUGAUACUGACGACUAUGACGUGUGUCAUUUGGUUUGCAUUCGGUCUCUCCAUGGUGUCACGGGGAGGAAUGUACGUGUUUCAGUUGUACGAUUUUUAUUCGGCUUCCGGCAUGGUGCUGCUAUGGGUGGCCUUCUGGGAGUGUAUAGUCAUUGGUUGGAUCUUCGGCGCAGAAAAAUUCUACGAUGCCAUAGAGUUGAUGAUCGGUUACAGAAUUACGAAAUGGUUCUAUAUCUGUUGGAAAUACUUUACUCCCUUAGUAACAGCUGGCAUUUUUGCGUUUCAAGUCCUAGGAUUUAAAGCAUUAAAGUAUAACAAUGUCUAUGAGUAUCCAUCUUGGGCAGAGGCCUUUGGACUGAUGCUAGCCCUUGUGUCUAUGUGCUGUAUCCCGAUUUAUGCAGGCUUUAAGCUGCUGUCCUUAAAAGGAUCAAUGAAAGAGCGCUUGAGGAUAGCAACUAGACCAGAUUUAACCACUAAACAGUUAUCUAAAGAUUGGGUGUUACAAGAAGACAGACUGUUAGUGAUAUAAGAGUUUUCUUACGACAUACAUUUAGUUUAACUUUGCCUCAAUUAUCAAGAGUGAACCGUAAAACAUUUUUGUUACGUUUUGUUUUGCAAUUUGUAGAUUUCAAUUUUUUAUAAUAAGA
Molecule: messenger RNA, 2080 nt
Organism: Saccostrea cuccullata (small rock oyster)
Lineage: Eukaryota; Metazoa; Mollusca; Bivalvia; Ostreida; Ostreidae
Product: sodium- and chloride-dependent creatine transporter 1-like
Exons: 15
Coding region: 109-1962 (617 amino acids)
Biological process (GO): sodium ion transmembrane transport
Cellular component (GO): plasma membrane
Source: RefSeq, a predicted model, not a curated record